This is a messenger RNA of Hippoglossus stenolepis (Pacific halibut), 2329 nucleotides long. Its product is annotated as protein naked cuticle homolog 2. The transcript has 8 exons. The record is from RefSeq and is a predicted model, not a curated record. Gene Ontology annotation, cellular component: cytoplasm. Bases 723 to 1688 code for a protein of 321 amino acids. Lineage: Eukaryota; Metazoa; Chordata; Actinopteri; Pleuronectiformes; Pleuronectidae. Gene Ontology annotation, biological process: negative regulation of Wnt signaling pathway.
GUUGCUGGAUAUUGUUCAGACUUGCCUGAAAAGGACUUAUUUAUUACCAUUACUUUAGAUCACAACUCCUUGUAUUCGCAGACAGAGAAAGUAAAAGAAUAAUAAUGUACAGUCUUUUUCUGUUUUCCAUUUUCCAAUGUUUUGUUUUUGCUCUAAAUCAAGUGUUUUAUGGUCACGAUUCAUCUUGAAGCUGCUCGGUCACUGUUGCCCUCUAGACGGACAGGUUAAUUAUGAGAACAGUUAGUUGAUGUGUGUGUCCUCAAUUGUGGUUUUCUCACAUUUAUUUCUGACUAGUUAUCUUCAGCAAUACAAAAACGGUUCUAUAAAGGUCACUGAUAAAUCAUGUCUUAUAUAGACUUAAAUAUAUCAAAGUUUUAAGAUUCCUAUGAUUAAAAAAAAAAAAAGCUUUUUUAAAUUAUUUAUUUAUAGUGACAUUUUUUGAUAUACAACGUAUAACUGCAUAUGAAUUACACUUCAUGUCUCAAAACAAGAAGCCACAAAGAAACUCCACAUGUCUGUCUGAUAUAUAGGAAGCAGGAAGUGUGCUGAGGGGAGUUCUCUUGCUCUGACUCUUUGAUAAACACCCCAGUCAAACCAGGGAGAGAGAGGGAGGGAGAGAGAGGGAGAGAGAGAGGUCUGAUGCUCAGUAACAUUAGGCUCAUUUCUCCUCUCAUGAGUUGGACAUUAUGAGUUUUCACUGAUGAAAAAGGACAGACAGGAGUAUGGGCAAGUUACAGUCCAAACUUGCUUUGAAACGCAGACAGAGUCCUGAAGGUGAUAGUCUGGCCCCCAGUGUGUUGACUUGUCAGGGGGAACUGGAGCACAAACACAGAGGCAAACUGACAGAGAACUUGGGCAAGUCCGACCAUAGCUGCAACCUCAAGGUAGUUUUGCCAACGAAGACGACACAUGACAAGGACAAGAACAUUUCCUUUUCGGACAAUAAAGAGACAAAGCAGAAGAAAAGCAACGCUGGUGGUAUGUCCAGUCUCAUACACUCCAUGUGUAAGGUUCUGGAGACCUCUGUGAAGCAGCCGUGUUUGGACAACACACCCCUGAAGAUCUGCCCAGAAAGGAUUUCACAAACAGCCACAGAAAAGGACUCAGGAGCGUCUCCGGAGGCUGGAAGCCCGGCGACGAAACUUUACUGUGUGGAUGAAAACAUCGAGCGCAGAAACCACUACCUGGAUCUAGCUGGCAUUGAGAACUACACAUCUAAAUUUGACAAUACAGAGACCCCCUCUCUGGACCCAGGGCAGCAAAGUCACUCUGCUUCUCAGCACCACCCAGUGGCAGGAAGGGCGCACUGCAUCUCCUCUGAGUCCCCUGGAAGCCCCUCGAUCCUCCAUUCUCUCAAGAAUAAGCCGGCGUCAGUGGGCAAAGACAGGAGCAGAGGAGUGGGAAAGUCCUGCAGGCUGCACGGCCAACAUCCCGCUUCAUGGUGCCAUCCGACCCAGUCUCACCCUCCAGCACACAGUCCCCCCCAUCUUACCCACAGCAAGAGGCUUCGUUCCAGGGUGCAAGAUGCUCCCACGCCCCUGAGACAUCCUGGCUCCCAGCUCCAACCAGGGGAGGAGAGGGAGAGGCUCAGUAAACUUCAUCUCUCCGGUGGGGCCCAGAGACAUGAACAUCAUCACCACCACGAGCACCAUCAUCAUCAUCACCACCACCACUACCACCCUUCAUAAACGCAUUCCAAACACAUCAAACUGGAUUCAGGGGAGAAGAGUUGGUCCUCAAAUCGUCUCCUUUAUAUUAAAUUCACUAAGUGGUGGAAACAGAUUGAGAUACUUUUAUCUAAAUCAAACAAAGUGCUGUUAGAUUACCCACACUAGGUCCUGGAAGGUCAGGUCCUUACCGACUGAAUGACACUUUUAAAGCACUUUAGAUUAACAGUUUCCUCUCAGGUAGUACAAGAAAUGUAAAGUGUGUAGGGUUGUAUAAUGCUUUUAUUUUGAAAUCCUCCCAGCACUGCAUACUAACAAUGUGGUACAUGGAUUGUAUCUAGUCUUUACAGUAUAAGUCACAUUCAUAUAGCACUAAUAUAUGCUGCACUACUAUUAUUAAACGUUUUACAUAUUAACUGAAGGAGCCGGGGAUCAUACCACCGACCUUGUGGUCAGUGGACAACCCGCUCUAUAUCCCGAGCCACAGACGCCUGAAGAAGAUGUCUUCUCUGCUUGAUGGUACAAACAUAAUGCUAAAAUUAAAACACAGUAUGUCUGUCAUGUAAAUGUUUUUAUUCUGUUAAUUUAUUCUGACAUGAUGAUAUAUUUAUUUUCUGGCCAAAUGUAAGAAUAUAAAUUAAACAACAAUUUGAAUAAUUCAA